This is a messenger RNA of Geosmithia morbida, 1188 nucleotides long. Its product is annotated as NADPH-dependent 2,4-dienoyl-CoA reductase, sulfur reductase, or a related oxidoreductase. The coding region runs from base 1 to 1188 and encodes 395 amino acids. Gene Ontology annotation, cellular component: cytoplasm. NCBI's taxonomy places the organism in Eukaryota, Fungi, Ascomycota, Sordariomycetes, Hypocreales, Bionectriaceae. The transcript has a single exon. Gene Ontology annotation, molecular function: flavin adenine dinucleotide binding; electron-transferring-flavoprotein dehydrogenase activity. The record is from RefSeq and is a predicted model, not a curated record.
AUGACCAAGACGAUCGUCGUUCUAGGCGCUGGCAUAGCCGCCGUGUCCAUCAUCCGCCAGGUGAUGCGCAACGUGGUCCUGCCCAGUAACGAGUGGAAGUUGGUGGUUGUUUCCCCCAACACGCACCUGCACUUCCCCACGCCGAUGCCUCGCGUCCUGAUACCCGGCCAGAUCCCCGACGACAAGGUAUUCGCAGCUCUGGAUCUCCAAUUCGGGCAGUACAAGGACGCCGACAAGUUCGAGUUCAUCCUCGGCGUGGCGACGCAGCUGGACCCGACGUCCAAGAGCGUGACGGUGACGCCCAAUGCCGACGGCGGCGCCGACAGGACCAUAAGCUACGACAAGCUCCUAAUCACCACGGGGGCCCGCACUGUCGACGGCCUACCGUGGAAGACGCUGGGGUCCACGGAGGAGACGCGCGCGCUCAUCGCCAAGCUCCAGUCUGGCAUCAAGGCCGCCAAGACCAUCGUCGUCGCCGGCGGCGGCCCCACCGGCACCGAGAUGGCCGGCGAGCUUGGCAGCGAGUACGGCAAGUCCGGCCCCAACCGAAAGACGAUCCACUUCGUCUAUACCGGCGCCAGGCCCCUCGACCCCCAGUGCAUGGAGUCGGUCCAGCGCCAGGCCAAGACGGAGCUGGAGCGGCUGAACAUCAAGCUCAUCCCCAACACAAAGGUCACGGCCUCCACCACCGACCCUUCUACCGGCGUCACCACCCUCCAGCUCACCGCCAACGACGGCAAGACCACGUCCCUCGAGACGGACGUCUACCUUCCCGCCCUGGGCCUCGUGCCCAACUCCGGCUUCGUGCCGGCCGACUUGCUCGACGCCGCCGGCCAGAUCAAGCAGACCACCACCCUUCAGGCAGAGGGCUACCCGGACAUCUUCGUCGCCGGGGACGUCGGCUCCCUCGAACCCCCCAAGUUUACCGUGGCCAGCAGCCAGGCUCACCACCUCGCCGUGCAUCUGCCCCCUCACCUCAAGAGCGGUACACCCAUCCCCGUCUACGCCCCCGAUACAAAGAAUGUGCUUGCCGUCACCCUGGGUCGGAGCAAGGCUACCGGCCAGAUGAAGGGGUGGAAGCUGCCGAGUAUUAUGGUCUGGUUGCUCAAGGGACGCGACCUGUUCCUCGGCCUGUUCGAUGGCUUUGUUCUGGGUAAGAAGGUUGAUUAUACCGUGUUGGAGAAGUAA